AUGGAAGUCAUACCUUCGAAAUAUGGUGUGUUAAAGAAGUUGAAAAAGAUGGCUCAUAAACCUCGACGUUCUCCUGAUAGAUUAGAAAGUUUUUCACCAACUUUUAAAGUCAAGCCUCAAAAGAAGCUAAGGAAGCUAGUGAUUCAUGAUGAUUCAACGGAUGACAAAGUUGUUCCUGAGUCUCCAAUUCAAGAUGAUCAAAUGGUCCAUUCUUCAUUUGUGAGGGAGUCUCCACUCAAUUUGAAUCUCGAGGUGACUGGAAAUCAUGAUGGCUCUGUGGAAACUUCUAAAGUAGGCACACCAAUCAUUCAAGGGGAACAAACAAAGAAGUCUACUCCUGAGAAGACUAAAGUCAUACCACCCGGGGUGUCGAAUUCCGAAUCAUUUCAUGUGAAGGUUCACACUUUAGGCAUCACUUUUAAUAUAUGUAAUAUGGAAGCAAAUGUCACCAUGGGUGACAGGGUAUCGAAUACAACUACCCAGGGUAAUGCUUCUCUUGUUGUAUCAUCUACCUUUGAAACACCACUUGUUGAUACUACAAUUUCUUUACCAUCAUUUAUUAUUCCUACUUCAACCAAAUCACCUCCAUCAACUCAUUCACCUACAUUUGAUAAUAUCAUGCAACAACCCAUUACUUCCUUAUUCCCAUCACAAUCCACAGAAGUUCCCAAAACAGUAAAUGAUGAUGAAUUUGAUGAUGGUAGGUUCGUGGGUUCGUUUGUUGAUAUAGAGUCUGAUCCCGAUGAGGAGGACAUUCCCGAUCACAUUUUGAUGUCUGGGAAGCAAUUCAAGAUUCCUAAUUGGAAGUAUAAUUCGUUGCUACAAUUACAAGAAGAUGGUGGUGGUAAACAUUCAGUUUCAGGUAACAAGGUAGAUGUUAUGUUGAAAGCUCAAGAGCAUCAAAUUCAGGACAAUAUUGAUCAAAUUGACAAGAAUAUUGAGUUAAGGAUCAAAGAUCAAUCUAAGACUUUUAAUGGAGCCCUUAGAGCUUUGAAGGACGAUAUGAAGGAAACACAUCUUUUGUAUGUUCAAGAUGUCAAGACUAUUCAUGAGAAUGUCGAUCUAAAAAUUCAAGAGUUAAGGGAUGACAUGAAGAAGGAAAUCAUUGUUCUAACUCACAAUUAUUCUAACCUUCAUACGAAGGUUGAUAUAAUUUUUGAUGCUAUCACGAAAGCUAUUGCAUGGUAUAAUUCUUUGAUUCCCAAGUUUGAAAAGAAGGUUGAAGUUGAUGUUGCCAGUUUUUGUGAUAUUGCGAAGUUGCUAGAUUUUGUCCCUAGAAUACCCUCCAGUAACUAG
Molecule: messenger RNA, 1296 nt
Organism: Lactuca saligna
Lineage: Eukaryota; Viridiplantae; Streptophyta; Magnoliopsida; Asterales; Asteraceae
Source: the annotation of a GenBank genome assembly